Molecule: messenger RNA, 1578 nt
Organism: Fomitopsis serialis
Lineage: Eukaryota; Fungi; Basidiomycota; Agaricomycetes; Polyporales; Fomitopsidaceae
Product: aldehyde dehydrogenase
Exons: 7
Coding region: 1-1578 (525 amino acids)
Molecular function (GO): succinate-semialdehyde dehydrogenase (NAD+) activity
Source: RefSeq, a predicted model, not a curated record
AUGUAUGCUAUCAUAUGCUACGGAGGAUCUCCCGGGAUCAUGUAUACAGAGGGUAAUGCGGAUGGGGUGAAGCGAUGGGUUGACUCUGUGCACGUGAAGAGCGAGGUCAAGGCGCCCUCGUUCAAAGGCUGCCAGUACCUCGUGAACGGCGAGAUCAAGACGUUCACGAAGACCAUCGAGCCCAUUGCUACCGCCAUUUAUCCCGGUGACGAACGGGUUAAGAUCUCAGAGUUUGCGAGGUGCGACAAAGACAUCGCUCUCGCGGCGCUUGCGGCUGCCCAUGCCGCUUGGGACAAAAGCAGGGGGCAAGUGGCCAAACUCGACGAUCCAGGAGCGCAUUACACGGCAGCGAGGGAGGAGAUGGCAGAGCUGCCCAUGUGGGACACCUGUAAGUCGAGGCAGGAUGCGGCGGAUGAGAUUGACCGGACUACUGGUUUCAUCGAGGACACCAUCAACGUGGCGAUCAAGCUCUACAAUUCCGAGACCAAAUUCGAGAUCAGCUCCGGCGUCGCCACGCAGAUCCGGCACAUGCCCGUGGGGUUCGUGCUCGCGUCGGGUCCCUUCAACUACCCGAUGAACGAGUGUUACACGACGUUCAUCCCCGCGCUCAUGGCGGGGAACACCGUUACCCUCCGCAUCCAGCGCAACGGUGCGUCGCCGCACUUCCCGACGCUGCGCAUGUUCCAGAAGCACUUCCCGUCCAGCGCGAUCAAUAUCUUCUCGGGCUCGGGUCGCGAAAUUAUGACGCCGCUCAUGCAGAGCGGCGGCAUCGACUACCUCGCGUUCAUCGGCCGCUCGAGCAGUGCGAGCGCCCUGAUCAAGACGCACCCCGAGCCGCACCGCUUGCAUAGCUUGCUGCAAAUGGAUUCAAAGUACUGCGCGAUCCUACUGGAGGACUCGGAUAUGGAGGCGGCGAAGCAGUGCGCGAGCGGUGCUUUCUCUCUGAACGGCCAGCGGUGUACGGCGAUCAAGCUCAUCGGGGUCCCGGAGAACUGUGUGGCAGACUUCGUGCCGAGAUUUGUAGAGGCGGUGGAUGCGCUGAAGAUUGAUAUGCCGUGGGACGCGGACGCGAAAAUUACACCGCUGUGCGAGGACGAGAAGCCGAACGGGCUUGAAGACCUCAUUGAGGGUAGGCAGAAACAUGGCGCGCAUAUUCUGAACAAACACGGCGCGCGGUUCGCGAAGCCGCUCGCUAGCCCUACCGUGGUCGGGCCCUUCGGCCCCAUCGCACCCAUCGCGGUGUACCAGGAUAAUAAGUACGGCCUGCAGAGCGCUGUCUUGGGAUACGAACCCACGGCUCUGGCUCGCGUUGUGGACGCGCUCUCUAUGGCGGAGGGCCGCGUGAACAUCAACAGUCCGGACAAGCGAGGACCGGACGUGUCUCCCUUCACUAGAAAGAAGAAUUCGGCCUUGGGCAUGACAACCGCGAAGGAGGCACUGAAGCGGUCUGCGAUCCCAACUGUCGUUGCGACGACUGUAGGUGAUCAGAGGGAUUUGGCAGCUGUAGAGGGUUUGAUCGAGAGUGGAAAGUGCAACUUCUUCAACAAAAACUUCGUCUUCCCGCCUUCGUCAGGGUAG